AUGAAAUCAAACAUAUUUCGUUAUUUGUGUACCAAUGUACUUCCAUAUAUAUCAUGUCAUAUGGAAUCAUUGAAGAUAGAUGCUGAUUUUGUUGGCAGUCGUAUUGUUUAUGACCUACCAUCUACUAUUUUCUCUAAUAUAACUUCAUUACAUUUAGAAUCCUUAAAGGGCGACGAUCUCGCAUAUGUUCUUGAACAAACAACUCAAUUGAAUCAUUUAACAUUAAACAAUGUCAAUGAUACAAACAUUAAACGUGUGUUUGAGAAAUAUUUGCAUCGUCUUCAAUCAUUCAUAUGUGAUAGUUCUCUUCCAACACAAAUGACAUUCCCUGUUGAUCCUUAUAUAUUAUCAACUUUUUCCGUUGUUCUAUAUCAAUUGUCUGAUUUACUAGUGUUUAUUGUACAUAUACCUCAAUUGAAGCAUCUCAAAUUAUAUAUGUUUGAGAAUUAUACUGUUGAUGAAGCAGAACGUCUAUGA
Molecule: messenger RNA, 477 nt
Organism: Rotaria socialis
Lineage: Eukaryota; Metazoa; Rotifera; Eurotatoria; Philodinida; Philodinidae
Source: the annotation of a GenBank genome assembly